AUGGAUGGCCGGAUCAAUUAUAUUCUAUGGGCUACGGGACGAGAAGGGAUGGUUACUAAGAGUCAGUUCAAGGGCAGCAGCACUACGCUAGCGCAGCUGAUCCAGGAAGUCGGGCGCAGUGGGGGCAGAAAGCCUGUGUUCCAGUACAAGGUGCCACGUUCUAUACGGUGGGCUUCCACCGCCUUAGCUGUGGUAUUUCUCACGUAUGGCGCUGCGUACACCGACAUGUCUUGGAGAACCGCUCAAGAAGUGUACGGAAGUGCCACCGAGAAGGAGCAGCGCAGUGUGUGGUUCAGGUGCAAGACGUUCGGGCCUGUGGCGCUAGGGGUCUUGCCAGUGGUCCUAGCUGCCGGAACGAAACAUAUAACGUCAAGGCUGGUCACAGAAAUGAAGUACUUACCACCCAUUAAGAAUAAGGCGGUGCCACGGUACCAGUUGACGCGACGCACACCCUUCCUAGGAAAGCAAGUUACCAUUAUUAGAGACAUCAACGAACUGUCCAAGAAUAAGAACACCAAGAUCUUCACCGGCGUGGGCUUACAGGGUAUGGAGGACAAAGCCACGUUUGUCUUCUUCGUAGUAGACAAAGGGGCGAAUUCAUUCUUCAAUAAGGUUUACAUCUUCUCAAGAUCUGGUAGCGUUGUCAAGAACGACGCCCGGAUACUGGAUUGCUUUUUUAGCAAUGUUGCAGACAAUAAGUUACUGAACAAGUCCGUGCUCACACAAAUUCUUUCUAGUACAUCUGCCAAGACUCAAUUCCACUCCAAUAAAUCUAGGUCAUCCAUCAAAAACAUCAUAAAACCAAAAUAG
This is a messenger RNA of Saccharomyces kudriavzevii IFO 1802, 810 nucleotides long. It is a transcript of the gene MRX15, whose product is annotated as Mrx15p. The record is from RefSeq and is a predicted model, not a curated record. The transcript has a single exon. Bases 1 to 810 code for a protein of 269 amino acids. NCBI's taxonomy places the organism in Eukaryota, Fungi, Ascomycota, Saccharomycetes, Saccharomycetales, Saccharomycetaceae.